Daphnia magna is the source of this 1596-nucleotide messenger RNA. RefSeq lists its product as uncharacterized. The coding region runs from base 1 to 1596 and encodes 531 amino acids. Lineage: Eukaryota; Metazoa; Arthropoda; Branchiopoda; Diplostraca; Daphniidae. The record is from RefSeq and is a predicted model, not a curated record. The transcript has a single exon.
AUGUAUAAUCAAGUUCGCGUACGCUCGCCAGAUCAAAGCUUCCAACGGUUCUUGUGGCGGAGACCCGGCAGCACAGAAGCGCCGAAAACCUACCAAAUGAUGGUCCAGGUAUUCGGUUUAAUUUCGUCUCCGACGUCGUGUUUGUAUGCUUUACAGCACGCAGCAAAUAAUCACAAAAAAUUCCGGUACGUAGGAGGAAUCAUAGCUAAAAGUUUCUAUGUUGAUAACUAUAUCGACUCGUUCGAGACGGAGGAACUAGCUAUAGAGACUGUUUCUCAAGUCAUAAAAGUAUUAGCGGAUGGAGGGUUUAGGCUCAACCAAUGGGUUUCGUCGUCACGUGCAGUCCUUUCUUCGAUACCUGCAAGUGAAAGAGUACAUCAGACCCUGAAUUUGGAUCUGGAUGACCUCCCAGUUGAGCGCUCACUUGGUGUUUUGUGGGAUUGCCAGCACGACUGUUUCAAAAUCACCACCCGCCAGCCAGGAAUAGUCCGAACGAAGCGAGAAAUGCUGGCAGAAAUAGCAAGAAUAUUCGACCCGUUAGGAUUUCUCCUUCCCACUACGACGUACGCCAAAGUAUUGUUCCAACAGGUAUGGAAGAUGACGCGCCAAAACCUGAAUGAUCCGUCAAAACGGGAACCACUUCAGUGGGAUGAGAUGCUGCCCGAUCAUGUGGUCAAAAAAUGGGAUCUUUGGAGAAUGGAAUUGAUGCAUUUAGAAGACGUUCGUGUGCCAAGAUGCUUCCGUGAUAAACCUUUCCCAUCAUCAACUACUCGUUUCGAGCUUCAUGUUUUCUGUGACGCAUCAGAAGUUGCAUUUGGCGCAUGCUGUUACUUACGGAUGGAGUGUGAAGAAAAUGUUGACACCAAGUUUGUAUUUGCUAAGUCAAGAGUUGCGCCAAUUAAAAGUUUAUCCAUCCCACGUUUAGAAUUACAAGCUGCCGUGUUAGCGACGCGGAUUGCCGUAUCGGUGAAGAAAGAACUGAGACUUCCAAUCCAUUCAACCCUGUUUUGGACCGACUCGGAAGUAGUGUUAAAGUGGUUAAAAUCAGAGCAUCGGCGCUAUUCUCAAUUUGUGCACCACCGAAUUAACGAAAUCACGGAGACGUCCAGCAAUGAAGAAUGGAGAUUCAUAAGUGGGCGUGAAAACCCAGCCGACGAUUGUAGCCGUGGUCUUCGCCCAACAAAGCUGGACAAUCAACACCGAUGGUUUACGGGUCCACCCUUUAUACAGAGGCCAGUCAGUCAAUGGGCACAGCAGGACCACCGACAAGAGCCAACAGCAGAAGAACUAGAGGUAAUGAAGGAAAGGGUCGUCUUAUCAACUUCGAUUCAGACCGACCCCAUCGCUAAUUUAUUCAACGACCGUUCGAGCUUAGAAGAACUCAUUUCAGCCGUCAUCGACAUAAAAAAGGGAACUGAAGACAAAGACCAGGAAAAGCAAGAAAGAGCAACUACCGUAGCAGAGAGAGAAGAAGCCCGGCGAACCCUCAUCCAUAAAAUGCAAGAAGCAUGCUUCGAAAAAGAUGUGAAAACGCUGAUAGCUGGAAAGCAAUUAAAGAAAACUUCACGACUAUUAAAAUUGACACCCGUUUAUUGA